GGGGGACUACCAAAGUAGACGUUGGCCUUUAGGCACUUGGCAGUUACCUUCAAACUUUGAAAAUCAAAUCUGCAGUACCCCCCACAGCCCACACACUCACAGAGGAUACAACAACGGGUGCGCCCGGAGAACAAUCGACGUUAUGUCGCCUUUCAAACCCUUUUAAAGUCUGCAUUUUCAUCUUCAAAGCUUUGGCAGCAGUGAGGAUUGAAGCUUUAAUGGCGUUUGACGGACACAUUUUUGGAACAGCAAAAAUCCAGCUGAGUCCUUGUCUUUUCUUGAAUUGAAGUGAUCCCUUUUGAGUAAUAUUUUUGGUGUUGAAAUGGAAAGUGUAGCUGAGACUGAAAGGAGCGAGAUGAAAGAUGGGGCUGAGUUGGUUAGUGAUGAUUCGGUGACGGAGUCGAGGAAGAGCAGCCGGAGCAGUAGUUGCGACAGCAGAUCGGGUUCCGAUAAUUCUUCUUCUGCUCAGUUGGGUUGGCCUAUCGGGAAAGCUGCAAAUUGUUUGGGAAAUGAUGGGUCUGAAGGAAAACGCAAGUCCACGUUGAAUGUUGAGAGUUGUGAUGAUGAUUCUAAGUUGAAGAAGCACGGUUCAAAUGUUUCAGUGCUUGGUGAAGACAUGUCUGGAAGUGGUAAAGGGGUCUGCCCAGCAUUGGCCAUUUCAAAUGCCAUCACCAAUCUAUGCGCUACUGUGUUUGGGCAACUGUGGAGGUUGGAACCAUUGCCGCCUGAAAAGAAGACAAUGUGGAGAAGAGAGAUGGAGUGGCUUCUUUGCGUGAGUGAUUAUAUCGUCGAAUUGAUACCAUCUUGGCAAACGUUCCCUGAUGGGAGUAGGCUUGAGGUGAUGAGUUCUCGUCCAAGAUCAGAUCUAAUUAUUAAUCUCCCGGCUCUGCGUAAACUUGACAACAUGCUACUAGAAAUACUCGACGGAUUUACAGAAACUGAGUUCUGGUAUGUUGAUCAGGGUGUAAUAGCACCGGAGGCUGACGGAUCAGUAUCUUUCCAGAAAGCUAUUCAACGGCAGGAUGACAAAUGGUGGCUGCCGGUGCCACGUGUCCCUUCUGGCGGUCUUUCUGAGGGCACGAGAAAGCAAUUAAGUUACAAGCGUGAAUGCGCAAGUCAAAUUCUUAAAGCUGCUAUGGCUAUUAACAGCAUUGCUUUGGCUGAGAUGGAAGUUCCAGACUCAUACUUGGAAACUCUUCCAAAGAACGGGAGAGCAUGUCUGGGGGAUGUCAUCUACCGUUACAUCACUUCAGAACAUUUCUCCUCCGAGUGCUUGCUUGAUUGCCUUGAUCUGUCUUCCGAACAUGUCGCUUUGGAGAUAGCAAAUCGGGUGGAGGCAGCAAUAUACGUGUGGCGCAGAAGGCAGCAUCUGAAACCGCCACCUCAUCCAAACCGUUCUGUAGCCAAAUCGUCUUGGGAAAUCGUCAGGGAUCUGAUGUUAGACGGAGACAAGAGGGAAUUGCUUGCGGAACGAGCCGAUACCCUCCUGCAUUGCUUGAAACAGCGGUUCCCAGGUCUCACACAGACCACAUUAGAUACCAGCAAAAUACAGUGCAACAAGGACAUUGGAAAAUCCAUUCUGGAGAGCUAUUCCAGAGUCUUGGAGAGUUUGGCAUUCAAUAUCCUGGCACGAAUUGAGGAUUUACUCUAUGUCGACGACAUAAACAAGCAAUCCGACAAACUCUCAUCAGUGAGUUUGAUGUCUCACAAAAAGGUACCAGUCCCAUUUCAGGUGCCCGUCUCGGGCACUCCCUACCGGACAGCACAGACAACGCCCAACUUUUCCCCCGCUCCACUGAGAAGCCCUGCCAAAGCAGAGAGGACUCCAUUUCUGGGCAGCAACAGCAACAAGCUUCCACGUCGUGGCCUAGGUGUUAAAAGAGUCCUCACGAAUUAUCUCAGUGGCGAUGCAAAGGUGAGGACGUGCAGCAACAUUCUUGAAGGUCUGGGUUCAAUUUCAAUCAGAAUUACGGAAGGGACGACAUCCCGUCUGAGCAUGGAAGAGAAGGAGCAAUCGUCGAUCCAUAGGGAGUCUAGGCCACGGCAAAUAGACCGGUAGUUGGGGAACAACACACCGCAAAUGGUUCUUGGCUUCUUACAUUAUGCUCAUAGAAAUGAGGAUGUGUUGUUUCAGUUGUAUGUUCAUUUGAUUUAUUAGUUGAGCGAUCGAUGGUUAUAUUAUUGAACUUGACCAGUUUGUAACUUUGACCUAUGGGCAAAAAUAUUUAUGCCCACCAAUCCAAUAGCUGUGCUCUAUA
Molecule: messenger RNA, 2258 nt
Organism: Sesamum indicum (sesame)
Lineage: Eukaryota; Viridiplantae; Streptophyta; Magnoliopsida; Lamiales; Pedaliaceae
Source: RefSeq, a predicted model, not a curated record